This is a messenger RNA of Nicotiana tabacum (common tobacco), 1236 nucleotides long. Its product is annotated as FH protein interacting protein FIP2. Gene Ontology annotation, biological process: protein homooligomerization. NCBI's taxonomy places the organism in Eukaryota, Viridiplantae, Streptophyta, Magnoliopsida, Solanales, Solanaceae. Gene Ontology annotation, molecular function: protein binding. The record is from RefSeq and is a predicted model, not a curated record.
GACUAGAAAGAAGAAUCACCUUCGCCGACUGAAGGAGGCUGUCUGUUUCGGUGCAUUGAAUCAUCCAUCCCGGACCUCAAAUCCAACCCCAGGAAGGAAGCGAAAAUGGCCGAUCACUCCGAUAGCUCCUCCUCUUCCAUGGUUCGUCUGAAUAUCGGAGGGAAGAAGUUUUGCACAACACUGGAUACCCUCACGCAGCGAGAGCCGGACUCGAUGCUUGCUGCUAUGUUUAGUGGCCGUCACACUAUCUGCCAGGAGUCAGAGAAGGGAUACAUAUUCGUUGACAGGGACGGAAAGAAUUUUCGCCAUAUCCUAAAUUGGUUGAGGGAUGGUGUAAUUCCACCUUUGAAAGACUCUGAAUAUGCUCAGCUUUUGCGAGAGGCGGAGUACUAUCAGCUUCUUGGACUAGUAGAUGAAGUUAAAGCUGUUCUGAGUAAGAGGAAGGAGGAUGAGGAGUUGGGUACCGAAUUGACACGCAUUGAUAUUAUCAAAUGCAUACAAUCUGACAGAGUCAGAUUUCGGGGAAUUAAUCUUUCUGGUCUCGAUCUUUCGAAGUUGGACUUGUCAUUUGUGGACUUCAGCUAUGCAUGUCUGAAAACCGUGUUCUUCUCGCGUGCCAAUCUUCAGUGUGCAAAAUUCAGGGAUGUCGAUGCUGAAGCUUCCAUUUUUCACAAUGCCACAUUGCGCGAAUGUGAAUUCACUGGAGCAAACCUUCGUGGAGCUGUAUUAGCUGGUGCUAAUCUUCAAAGUGCAAAUUUACAAGAUGCCUGUCUAAUAGGCUGUAGCUUUUGUGGGGCGGAUCUUCGUUCAGCUCACCUACAGACGGCUGAUCUUACCAAUGCCAAUCUCGAAGGAGCGAAUCUUGAAGGCGCCAAUCUGAAGGGUGCAAAGUUAACCAAUGCAAAUCUGAAGGGUGCAAAUCUUCAAAGAGCUUAUCUUCGGCAUGUAAAUCUUCGUGAUACGCAUUUGGAGGGGGCGAAGCUUGAUGGUGCAAAUUUACUGGGUGCAAUCAGGUGACACCCCUCUCAAUGUGGGUUGUAGCUCAUUUUAAGGUUAAUAUCUGUAUUAGUUUUUACCCAAAUUGUUUCAACCAUGCUGGCCUUGCUAAAAUGUUUAGCUUCUGUUCUGAGAUGAACAAAGAUGUACUGAGACAAUAUUGACAUGCUCGAUAAUUUCCUGAUCGUAUAUUUGCCUGAAAUCUGAUCGUAUAAAUCUAAGGCGAGAAUUUGUGUUUAA